Molecule: messenger RNA, 855 nt
Organism: Cadophora gregata
Lineage: Eukaryota; Fungi; Ascomycota; Leotiomycetes; Helotiales; Ploettnerulaceae
Exons: 2
Coding region: 1-855 (284 amino acids)
Source: RefSeq, a predicted model, not a curated record
AUGGAGGCCAUCAAAGUAACACCUGCACUGACAGCUGCACGGAAGCCAUCUAUCGGGGAGACGGGGACAGACCUCGAGAAGUUUGAGUACUUUGAAAAGCUACCUUCCGAACUACGAAAUCGCAUUUACAAGAUAGUUCUCAAGCACAAGGGCCCCAUCAAGAUCAUCGACCCUCGAAAAGCUGGUGCCCGGCUCUCGACUUUCGCAGCUAUCUUGGCAACGAACAAGACUAUUCACUCAGAAGCAAAAGGGUAUCUUUACUCACUGAAUACCUUCACCUUUGGACGCCAAGAGAGUUUGGACGCUUUCAUUGAUCUUGUUGCCAAGGAAUAUCGUCUCUUCAUAACCUCAAUCGACUUAAUCGUCAACCCAUUACGUUGCAGUUACACCAGUUCAAGCGGUCUAGCUACGGAGUACUUUCACUCUAUGGUACAAGCCGAGCAGCUGGCGAAUCUCUGCCGCACUCUAUGCUUGAACUUCACAAGUGUUACGCACAUUACGAUUCGAACAAUUUUUUUCGACUGCACAAAAAGCAAUCGCAGCUGGUAUUCCCGUCCCAAAGUACACACUGGAAAUCUAAAUGGUGUAGCUGCUGCUUUUAGUCUCUUUUUAGAUGGUGUCAAUGGCGUGAAGACAAUGCAGGAUCUGAAGCGGCUGGCGUGGUGCCAUGGACAGGAUAAGGAUAAUUGGUUGGCGGAGACGAUCCAGCCCCACGAUUGGACAGAUCCUGGAAAUAUUCCAACUCUAGUCGAAGGACACCGCGCGGAACUGAAAGAUGAGAAUGGUGUUUACAAACCACUCUUGGUUUCUGAAGCUGAUCUGGAGGCUUAUUAUGAGAGUGUUGGUGGGGUGUGA